CCGUCGUUCAGACAAUGACAUUCCUGCCCGGCAGUGACACGUUGCUAGAGCUUUAAUUAUUUCGUCCGGUGGCCUAGAAUAGGGGUCAUGGCAACCUCUUCUGCGAUGAUGCUUCGGCAUCACUCUUCGUCCCCAUCAUCUUGCUCUUGCUCGCAGCACAUCGGUGACUGACCGUCAUUCAAACCUCUUUCCGACACGAAACGCGACAAAUAUUAAUAAACUCGGCAUCUGAAGGGCGGGACACAAGAAAACAAAAAAAAAAAAAAAAACAAAAAAAGAUGCCAGAAACCCGCUAUUUCGUCCUCCCCGACCAGCGGCAGGUCGCAUACGGCAUCUACGGCGCACAGGAUGCGGCCUCGACCGUGUUCUACUUUCACGGAUGCCCGUCCUCCCACCACGAGGCAUUCUUGCUGUCCGAGGCCGGGCGGCGCCACGGCCUGCGCAUCAUCGCGCCUUCUCGGCCGGGCAGCGGCGGCUCGGCGUUCCGCGAGAACGGCACGCUUCUCGAGUACGCCGACGACGUCCUCGCGCUCGCCGACCACCUCGACGUCCCCCGCUUCGGCAUCGUAGCCGUGUCGGGCGGCGCCCCCUACGCGUUCGCCUGUCGGAAGCGCAUCCCGCGCACGCGGCUGACGGCGGUCGGGAUCGUGGCCGGGAUCUACCCGGUUACCAGCUUCGGCACGGCCGGGAUGAAGCUGCCGUCGCGGGUCAUGCUCCGGCUUGCCACGUGGUUCCCGAGCAUCGUGGCCUGGGCCAUCGACAGGCAGCUGGGCGCGGUGGCCCGGGACGAGGACGGGAAGAAGAAGCUGGAGGCGCUGUUGGUAGCAGAUAUGCAGCAGGAGGCGACCUGGGAGAGCGACAAGCUGGCCUGGGAAGCGGCAGCUCCGGAAGCUCGGGAGGCCGUAGUCAUGGGCAUCCGGGAGGGCGUGAGGUAUGGGGGCCGCGGCCCCGCUUGGGAGAUGAAGUUGUACGCAAGCCAUUGGGGGUUUGAGUUAGACGAGGUCCGGCCGGGCCAUGAGAACGAGCUUGUUCUGUGGCACGGAGACCUGGACGCCAAUGUGCCGCUGGCCAUGGCGGAAAAGGCUGCCCGGCAACUCGGUCCGGAUGCGGGAUUGAGAGUUGUUGAGGGCCAGGGACAUGGGGCCCUCACAUUCCACAGGGCUGACGAGAUCAUGUCGACAAUGAGGGAUAAUAUGCUAAGGGCGAUUUGAUGGUGAUGAAGAUUGUUAACAACUUGGGCGGCUAGCAACCCAGACAUGGACGGCGGGAGAACAAAAGACGGGGGAAUGUGCCGGACGAGACCUUCUCUAGAUUGAAGAAGACAAUCAUGUACCAGAGCUCAUUCGGCAAACGUUUGAGGUGCUUGGAUUACUUUAUGAUCCGUAAUUCUUGGAGCUUUUUUAUUAACACGAAUGCUGGGCUGCCUAUCCAAGGUUUGUAAUUAAAACGAGGAGAGCAAGGGACUUAAUAGUUGUAUUAUUAUACAGGAGUCGAAAAUGUACCAUCAGUUAUUAUUAUGCUUCCAAACCGCAACAUGACAUAUUAUGAACAGAACGUCAA
Molecule: messenger RNA, 1560 nt
Organism: Thermothelomyces thermophilus ATCC 42464
Lineage: Eukaryota; Fungi; Ascomycota; Sordariomycetes; Sordariales; Chaetomiaceae
Exons: 1
Coding region: 279-1211 (310 amino acids)
Source: RefSeq, a predicted model, not a curated record